UUGCGAGCAGGCAACGAGAGGACAUCUAUGGCAACUAUUAGGCGAGGACUUGCACUUUUUUUGCACCAGGGUUUUUCUCCUCAGGUGAUGUCGGAAGGCUGCCAAGUUUGCUAACUCUUCAUUGCCGCUCCUCCGAUGGCUCAGACAUUCGGGACCAAUCUCUCCGUGGGGUAGUUACUCUGAAAAGGCCGCUUUGAAGUUAAAAAGGAAAAACAAAAAAGAAGUCAUGCCACGACCAGGGAAAAACUCCUACAGUGACCAGAAGCCUCCCUAUUCGUACAUCUCCCUCACGGCCAUGGCCAUCCAGAACUCCCAAGACAAGAUGCUCCCCCUGAGCGACAUUUACAAGUUCAUCAUGGAGCGCUUUCCCUACUACAGGGACAACACGCAGCGCUGGCAGAACUCCCUGCGGCACAAUCUCUCCUUCAACGACUGCUUCAUCAAGAUUCCGCGACGGCCCGACCAGCCGGGCAAGGGCAGCUUCUGGGCCCUGCACCCGGACUGCGGCGACAUGUUUGAGAACGGUAGCUUCCUGCGCCGCCGCAAGCGUUUCAAGGUGCUGGCGGCGUGCAAGAGCUCGCCCAUGUUGCACUACUUCCACCAUCACCACCAUCAUCAUCACAAGCCGGAGCAGCGGGAGCCCCCCGGCCGCCUGCCCCUCAUGCACCCGCCCACGCCGCCCGCCCACUUCCAAGGCUACCCGGGCAUCCCCUGCGCCCAGCCGGGUGUCUUCAAACACCCGUUCGCCAUCGAGAACAUCAUAGGCCGCGACUACAAGGGCGUGGUGCCCCUCACCUCGGUCAUGCACCAUCUGGGCUACCCGGUGCCCCCUCAGCUGAUGACCUCCGUGUGGCCCCACGUCGGGAUGCUCUCCGAGCCUCUGGCGCCGUCCCCGGAGUACGUGCCCUUCGGGGUCCCGACCAAAAGCCUGUAUCACCACAGUGCCAACGGGCCCGGGCUACCCGCCGUGCCGGUGCCGAUAAAGCCCACGCCGACGCUCAUGUCACACGGUCUGAGCGGGAUGUCCUCUUCUAGCAGCUCCACCUCCUCCUCAAGCCACCACGGUGACGCUCUGGAGGGGAAAGGCAACCUCCUGCACCCGGCCCUCCUUCUGUCUUAAUCGCACGGUGGAUGACGGCGCGGCAAAAGAGGGUGAAAAAAGAUUUGUAUAGGCCGAUUGUAUCUUUUUGUUUGCACAUUUGAUUUACUGCAUUUGCCAUGUCUUACUAAAUAGUACAAUCAGACACGCUGAACCCAAAGAAAAUGUAGUCGGAAAGUUUCUCUCAAAUUCAAUGUACAUUUUAUUGACGACAAAUGCAUUUUCCUCCAUUCGUCAUUUUUAUAUGCUUGGUUGUAGCAGUGUAUUGCUUGUAUGAGAAAUAUUUAUCUGAAGAUUUAUAAAGAAUUCACAAAUGAUGGUCCUCAAGUGUUAUUUAUUUACGUGCAUAUUUUGGGCCAGUGAAAAUAUCAGCC
This is a messenger RNA of Syngnathus acus (greater pipefish), 1473 nucleotides long. It is a transcript of the gene foxb2, whose product is annotated as forkhead box B2. Gene Ontology annotation, molecular function: DNA-binding transcription factor activity, RNA polymerase II-specific; RNA polymerase II cis-regulatory region sequence-specific DNA binding. The transcript has a single exon. The record is from RefSeq and is a predicted model, not a curated record. Gene Ontology annotation, biological process: anatomical structure morphogenesis; regulation of transcription by RNA polymerase II; cell differentiation. Lineage: Eukaryota; Metazoa; Chordata; Actinopteri; Syngnathiformes; Syngnathidae. Bases 227 to 1120 code for a protein of 297 amino acids.